AUUUGGAAGGUUUUAGUUUUAACCCUUUUAGUGCCAGGGAUAAAAUCAAACCCAUGUUGAAAAGUGCUGAGUUAUAUUUUGUGUGAUUAUGCGAAAAGUGCCAGAGGAUUUUGGCCAAAAACGCAAGGUUUUAGAAAAAAUGUACAUAAAAUUUAUUUUUGAUCAUAAAACUCUCCUCUUUACCUUUUUUUAAAGAUCUCUAAGAUGGGAAGAAUCUUUCUGGACCAUAUUGGAGGUAUGCGUUUAUUUUCCUGCGCCUCUUGUGGCACGAUAUUGACAAACCGAAGUGAGUUGAUUAGCACAAGAUUCACUGGAGCAACUGGCAGGGCUUUCCUUUUCAACAAGGUGGUCAAUCUUAAUUACAGUGAGGUACAAGAUAGAGUGAUGCUGACGGGACGUCACAUGGUGCGGGAUGUCUCCUGUAAGAACUGUGAUGCCAAGCUCGGCUGGAUCUAUGAGUUCGCCACAGAAGAGAACCAACGCUACAAGGAAGGCCGAGUGAUCCUUGAACGAGCUCUUGUUAUGGAGAGCGAUGGCAUCGAUGAACAUAUGGGCGACGACUAAACUCUCACCUUUAACGUGCUGAAGUGAAUAACUGUACAAAUUGUUACUUGAUAUAAAAGUCUAGUGAUUUUUUACAAGACUGUUUAUUGAUGUUAUAUACUAGUCUAUUAAGCGAUUUUAUAUGAAGCUAGUGAUAAAUGUCUUCUCUGAGGAAUGUGAUUGCUCCAUCCAUAUUUAAUCAAAUUUAGUAUUUAUUUCAAUAGUUCAGAAUUUAAGUUUGUUCGUUGCCAUUAUUAUAGCUUACUGUAGACUGAAUUCAAAGCAAUGUUUAAAUAUGUUUUUGUAAGUUGUUGCAGUUUAAGUAAUGUGUUCAGUAAUAAAAAUAUUUUUAUAAGUGUGUGUUAAAUUAUAAACAUAUUAUAUAAAACCUUUAUGGUUAUCUUACAAGGCAUCAUUCAAAUAGUUUGAAUGAAGUCAAAUUUCCUGCUAAGCCCCUACACUCAACCAUAUGUUACAUCAGAUUUCAUGUUAAGCCUCGAACUGACGGUGUCUGCUCCUGAACUGGCACCCUAUUUUUAGUCUUUUGUAAGAAGUAGUACAAGAACUACAAACUACAAGAAUGUUAUAUACCUCUCAAAAUUCUUUAGACAUACAACUUAUUAUAUAUCAUUAUUUUCAGAAUAUUCCAAAUAAUAAUAAUAAUAAAUUAUACUCAUUAAUAUUUUCUUAUUGCCAAAAACGAUUUCUGUGUUUGAAUGCACUAGAUAUGAAUUUUUUAAUACUUUAUAACUUUGCACUAUCUUAUCAUAUAUGUAUGAAAAAUUUACAAAAAAUCCAAAAUGUACAAAAGAAGCACGAUUUUAUCCUUACCCAAAAUAUAUAUAGUUUUAGUGGCUUUAUUUUAAAAUAUGUUUACUUUUUUAGCAAUUUUUGAACAUCCACUAAGAAUGUAUUUUCACCCAUUUGUUCAUUGGAUUUACAACACUGGAAAUUCAACCUAUAUAUGGCUUAUUAUAUAUCAUUAUUUGCAGAAUAUUCCAAAUAAUAAAUUAUCUUCAUUAACAUAUUUUUACUUUAACAAAAAUUUUGUUGUUUCAAUAUUCUUGAUAAGAAUUUUUUUAAAUUUGUUAUAACUUUGCACUAUCUCAUCAUUUCUAUGUGAAAGGUUUAUAUAAAUUCCAAAUGAUACAAAAGGAACAUAAUUUUAUACUUUAAAAAAAUUAUAUAUAGUUUUGGCUCUUUUAUUUAAAAACCAUUGUAUUCUCAGCAUUUUGUUACAAUUACAGUUGCUUUACAACACUGAAAUUUAACUUAAAUGUGACUUAUUAUAUAUCAUUGUUUUCAGGAAAACUAAAGGAAUAAUGCCUGCAAUUAUUGUUGUUAUAGUUCUUUUAUUCACAAAAAAUUUAACCUUGAUAAGGAUGAUGUUCCAAUUCAGCUAAUAGUUCUCUCAAAUCACUAGAUUUGUUCCUAAAAUUAAGUGUGACUUCAUCAGCCAUAUUACUAAUAACCAAAACAAAAUAUAAGCUAUAAAUAAAUCAAUUAGCCAGACACCAAAACACAACAAUUAAUUGUAGACAUAACUAAUAAGACAGUCAGUUCGGUCAGCAGGUCACAGUCAAAACAGUUGCUUGCACAAGACGUUUCUUCUAACCAUACAAUGAGGAAUAAAAUUUGAUUUAUUGAGUAAUGAUAUGCCUGAAUCGAUAGCUUGAUUAUUCUGCCAUGGAUUGAUGUUCGGUUUUAAACCGAAACAUCGAAAAUACACAAAUAAUAACCAAUUUCCGGAAUGUCUGCUUACUGCCGGCAGUGCCAGUAUGCGAGUGGUCUAACUGCCGUAUAUACAGCAGUUGCCAUUUAGAGGGUUAAUAUGAAUAGCUCAGAAGAUGCUUUAAAAAGUAUUUUAUUUAAAAUCUUUUUUAGUUUUAAUCAUAUGAAAAAUUCCAUCACUUAGGUCUGGUUUUAAUGAAUUCUUAAGCAAGAAUGUAUUUGUAUUAAAUUUGAUACCUUACUCAUAAUUUUGUUGCAAUUUAAUAAUGAGUUCCGUUGUGUCGGUUCUUUGUUAUUGAUGUUUUUAUUGCCUGUUCUGUCUAACUUAUGUGCCAACGUUUUGACUAUUAUUUAUCUACCAGGACAACACAAAGUAAACAAAUAUACCCUAUAAUACAACAAGAAUAAUUGAUAAAUAAGAGAGAACUCCUUCCGAAGCUCAUUUAUUUAAUCAAAUAAACAACCACUACCUUAGGUUAUCUUUGGUAACCAAAUCUAUCAUGUCCUCUACUGGUAAACAUCAACUAUUAACCUCCACAAAAUCAUACUAUAACUCAAGUCAAUAGUGGCAUUAAUCAAAUUGACUUAUCCCUAAUUAAUUACAAUAUUAUUAGUGUAGUCUUAUGAAGAAAUAGACAAUUAAGGUCCUAUUUGUGUGAAACCCAAAGGGGAAAGUUGUAUUGACCCUAGACUCAUGAACUACUUUUAGCUUCGUUAACUCGUGAGAAAUUAUCAGGUCACAUUUUUCUUAUAUGGUUUUGUCAUUCAAUAAAACAUGGAAAAUAUACAUAAACAUACAAAAUAUGAAAAUAUUUACAAAAGUUGUAAACUUCUUGUUUGCACGUGCUUGUUCAAGCUGCAAACUUUGAAUCAUUAGGUGAAGACAAUCCAUUGAAAUGCUCAUCUUGACCAAUAUAGAAAUAUCAAUAUUAAAAAGAAAAAAAAAAACCAGAAAUUAAUAGUCUUUUGUUAAAUUCUUCUCAAAUUUUUGAGAUUACUGUGGGUGUGUAAACCAAAUGAAAAGGAUUGGAAAUUCUCCUGAGGAAUGUGGUAAUAUUUCAUCAAGUAAAUGCUGUAGUUAACAUUGGAACAAAAUUCACGCAAACAAACAUUAGAACGUCAAUUAAAUUAAAUUAAAGUGUGUCACUUGGUUGGUGCGAUCUUCACCACCAACUUUGGUAAAGUUGGUUUCAUAGUGUUAAGUUAUGUCAUCACAUUAGUAUUAUGAUUCUAGUUGGACCUGUCUUGGUUCGGAUAAAUUAAUAGAUUUAAUUUUUAAUUGAUUUAAUUAUAUAUAUUAUUAAUAAUUUUUAUACAUAACAUUUUAACCUACAUUAUAAUUAUGCGUGUAAAUUAAAAUGGUUUAUGGAAAUUAUGCUAUUGUUCUAAGUUAACUUUAAGAACAACUGCACAGAACUGCAUACGAAGCAAGGAAAUUGAACAGUUGAUUUCUGUUAGAUUUUAAUGAUAAUGAGUAACUAUUAUAUGUUUUCACCAACA
This is a messenger RNA of Homalodisca vitripennis (glassy-winged sharpshooter), 3774 nucleotides long. Its product is annotated as protein yippee-like 5. NCBI's taxonomy places the organism in Eukaryota, Metazoa, Arthropoda, Insecta, Hemiptera, Cicadellidae. The transcript has 3 exons. The coding region runs from base 205 to 564 and encodes 119 amino acids. The record is from RefSeq and is a predicted model, not a curated record.